CGCUCGGGGCCCGGCAGCGCUGCCCAUGGGGGAGUGCGGGGUGCCCCCCCAGGUCCUGCUCUUCCUCCGCGCCUGCGAGCAGGGCGACUGCGAGACCGCCCGACGCCUCUUGGGGCUGCCCGGCGGCGGCAGCAGCCCCGCCGACCCGGCGGCCCCCUCCUCGUCGUGCGGCCCCGAGGAGACGGCGGCGGAGCCCCGCGGCGAAGCGCCGUCCCCGCCGACCCCCGGCGUGCCCGUGGACUGCACGGACGAGGCCGGCAACACGGGGCUGCAGUUCGCCGCGGCGGGGGGCCACGAGCAGCUGGUGCGGUUCCUGCUGCGGAAGGGCGCCUCGGUGCAGAGCAGGAACCACUACGGAUGGAGCCCCCUCAUGCAAGCGGCCCGGUUUGGACAUCUAAGUGUGGCCCACAUCUUGCUGGAGAAUGGCGCUGAUCUCAAUGCACAGAACAAGUUAGGAGCCAGUGUCCUCACAAUGGCCUCCAGAGGUGGUCACGUCAGCAUGGUGAAAUUGUUGUUGGAAUCUGGAGCUUUUGUGGAUAAUUACGACCAUUUUAGCACAAAUGUACUUAACAGCAGCAGAGAUGACCUCCCUGAUAUCACUCCACUGAUGGCAGCUGCUCAGCAUGGACAUGAGGCAGUGGUGCAUCUGUUGCUAGACUGGGGAGCUGAUUGUAACUACACUCUAAAGACAAUGGGCUGGAGUCCUUUAAUGCUGGCAGCUGUUAGUGGAAAGGUGAGCUUGGCACAGCAGCUCAUGGAGAAAGGUGCCAAUCCUGAUCACUUGAAUGUACUACAUAAAACACCUUUUGAAAUCUCUGUUGGCUUCAAACACAAAGACAUGAAGGACUAUUUGGAGUCUCUUACAACGAUCAGGCCUCAGGCAGAUGCAGAAAAGAGGCAACCUGAUAUCUUUCAUGCUUUGAAACUGGGAAACUUUCAGCUGGUUAAAGAGAUCAUUGAUGAAGAUCUGAGUCAAGUUAAUAUUACCAAUGUUGACGGUGCAUCUCCUUUAAUGAUUGCGGCUGUAACUGGACAGCUGCCCCUUGUUCAGCUGCUUGUUGAGAGAAAGGCUGAUAUUGAUAAACAGGAUAAUGUUCAUGGCUGGACAGCGCUAAUGCAGGCCACGUAUCAUGGAAACAAAAAUGUUGUAAAGUAUUUGUUAAAUCAAGGAGCUGAUGUUAACCUUCGUGCAAAAAAUGGAUACACAGCUUUUGACCUGAUAAUGCUGCUGAAUGAUCCAGACACGGAGCUUGUAAGGUUACUGGCAUCAGCUUGCAUGCAAGUAGAUAAAGACAAGAAUAAACUGAACAAUAGAUCGUCUCUGCCUUGUUCCAGAAGUAGACAAUCCUUAAAUGUCCCAAUGUUGCCAGAUGAAAAAGGAGGCCUAAAGUCCUGGUGGAGCAGGAUGUCCAAUCGAUUCCGCAAGCUGAAGUUGACUCAGACGUUGCGCCAUGGAUUUCCUUCUAAUCAGUUUGUGCCUUUUCCGGAUGAGAUGGAACCGUCAUUAAAUUCCACUGUAAAAGUAGCCUCUCAGAGUGAUACAGACACUUCUGGAAACCUUGAUGCUGCUACAACUUGGAACACGAAUAACAAAACUAGUGGUGCAAACACUAUAAAAGGAGGAAAGGAUGAUGAAUUAUUGACAACUAUGCUGAGGAGUAGUGCUCCAUUUACCAGACUGCCCAGUGAUAAGCUGAAAGCAGUGAUACCACCUUUCUUACCACCCUCAAGCUUUGAGCUUUGGAAUUCUGACCGAACCCGUCUCAGCAAAGAUGGCAAAGCUGAACAGAUGAGAACUGCCUGGCCACAGAGAGCAAUCAAGCACGAUUUUAACAGCAGUGGGAACUCUGAUAUAACAACUGUUAGCAAAGGUACUAGACCAGUCAAAUUACCAACAUUUGCAAGAAGACCAGCAUCUCCUUCAAAUUCCAACAACUUCAACCAUUCUCCCCAUUCUUCUGGUGGAUCCAAUAACAUUGCAGGAAUUAACAGGCAUGGAGGAGAACUGCACAACAGAUCAGGUGGCAGUGCAGAUAAUGUUUUGUCUCAGAUUGCAGCCCAAAGAAGAAAAGCAGCAGGCUUACCUGAACAGAAACCCAGCCAACAGCACAGUCCAGUCCAGUCAACUCCUUCAUCUACUGUGUCAGAUUUGCAGUGUGCUCAGAUUGUUGGCAAUGGACAUGUUGUAAAGCAAAAACUGGAGAUGAACAAAAGACCUCCGUCUGGGACUUCGUCUACAUCUAAAAGCACAUCACCAACUCUCACACCCUCUCCAUCACCUUCCCCAUCUCCCAAGGUUCAAAAUGCAGAGUCUUCUGUCUCUUCUUCUCACAAACACGCCAAGAGUAAUGGCUCCAGCAGUGGUACUAUUACAGAGGAUGGCAACCACUUGGUGGACCAUCAACAGCUUGGGCCUCUUCUGAGAGCCAGUGAUAUAGAGAAUCAUGAAAGACGAAACCAUAUGAGGGUGAAAGAAGGCUCUGAAAGCUUGGAGAAAGAUGAGCUGACUGGCAUCCUUAAAAAAUUGUCGCUUGAGAAAUAUCAACCUAUAUUUGAGGAACAGGAGGUGGAUAUGGAAGCUUUCCUCACACUUACUGAUGGUGAUCUGAAAGAACUGGGUAUUAAAACAGAUGGAUCAAGGCAGCAGAUUUUGGCAGCUAUUUCAGAACUGAAUGCAGGAAAGGGUCGAGAGAGACAGAUUUUACAAGAAACUAUACACAACUUCCACUCCUCCUUUGAGAGUAGUGUUAGUAACACACGACCGCCAGGUCACGCCCAAUCAUAGUCACCAUGUGUGGGAACUUCUGGAUGUCACUUGGUAACAUCCCAAAGCUGAAGAGCCUCUUCUGUAGGUAUUACUAGGUGAGCAGAAGCUGUUUGGGAUUUGAUUACAUGAUGCAAAGAACUGGAAUUACUCAAGAACCAAAGAAGCACAGAGGUGUAAUGUAUCUCCAAGCAACUUGCUGACCUUAAGUGUCUUGAAGCCAUCAGAGGACAAGAAUAGUGGCUCAAAGCUGGGGAGAACAUCCUCUUGUAAAAAUGGAGGCAACAGUUACACCUGUUGAGCUUUUGACAAGAUGCUGCAAGAAGGCUGCCAUCAGAGAGCUUUCUUUUUGGUUUUUGUGUGUGAGAGCUCCAUGAUAUAAAUUGGGCUGUGAAACAGAAAUAGAAGCACUAACAGAGAAGAGGAAGAGAACAUGUAGCUAAAAGGAGUUUCUGCACCAGGUAAGCUGCUUUUUAUUGUAAAAAGUAGCAGUGGAAUCCUUAUGCAGUCUCUGGAACUUGAAGUAAUUUCCAGGAAUGUGUAAUAUUUAGAGCAUAAGAGCAGCUGUACCAAGUCAAAUCCAAGGUCCAUACCAUUGUGUUCAUCUUUUUCACCACCCUCAUCUGACACUGAUGUGAAGAGCUGCUUGCUUUCAUUUGCUGUGAACUUGUCAUGUCCUGACUUUUUUUGCUUCAUCGUACUGGAUCAGAAGAUACAGUGAGCAGUUGUUUCCUCUUCACUGCCUCCAUGCCACUCAUGAUUUUACAGAUCACUGUAAUAUUCUUCUUCAUUCAUGGUUUUUUUUUCCAAGGGGAAGGCUUAUAGGCUGCUUUAUCAUUCCCUAUACCAUAGUUUUUCUAACCUCUUUUCCUUUUCUGCUAUUAUCUUUUCAGACUUGGAAGAUACCAGCCUAGCAUUCAGUAUUCAAUAGGUACCCAUAUUAUGGAUUUAGAUGACAGAGUGAUGUUUGUUUUUCAGUUGUGUUCUCUGCUUUCUAUUCUCUUGCCCUUUCCUAGUUAUUUCUGGUACUCUACUGUGUUGGCUAUAAUUGAAGACUGAAUUGGUAUAAAUUUGAAUUACCUCUUACAACCUAGCUGAUCUACUGAGUUCGAGCUCACAGCCUACAAUUUUAUAUAAACACACAUGCAUCUUCUUUUCCAUUUGCCAUACUUCAUAUUACUUCAUAUUUAUCUUCACGAACUUUUGUCGCUAUCUUAUUGUUUAGGCACAAAUGUCACAUGAAGUCUUUUUGCCAGUCUUCUGUUUACCUUUAUUUUUAUUUACAUGGAUAACUUAGGAAUGCGUGUCCCUUCACUCUAUAUGUCCUUUCAAAAUCUUAUAUUGAAUAUACUCUUCAUAUCCUGAAUAUUCUCAUGCAGAUCCCUAUGAAAUACUAGUGGUGAAUUUCUCUACUAUGGAAAAAAUAUUAUUUACUUCAGCCUUCUGUCCUCUGCCUCCCUAACAGAUUAUUUAGUCACACAAGAAAUUUUAUUUUUACCCUGUGGAUUCCUUAUUAUCUUAAGGGCUAAACUUGGACCUUGUGAAAUACCUUGUCGAAAUCCAAGCAUCAAAAAGGCCUCUUUUGUCUACAACACUGUUGGCACCUUCAAGGAAUUCUAGUAGGUUGGUGAGGCAAGACUUCUAAAAUCCCUCUUGAUUUGUUUCCACAAAAUUUCAGAUUGUUACAGUUUUUACCAGUUUGGUUGGUAUUACUGUCCAUCUCACUGGUCUGUUUACCUACAUUCUCUAUUGAACCAUUAAAAAGAUUUACAUCACUGUUACCGUAUCUCAUUUAUGUGACAAUUUAAACAACAACCUGUGCUCUGUACACAGGAGUUCAGCUACUUAAUCCUUCUACUUCUCUAGGACAUUUGCCUUAGAAAUCUACUAUUAUUUGCUUUGUGUCUUUGUUUCAUAUUCUUUUUUGCUAGUACUCCAGGUUAAGAUGGACUCCUACAUAAAGAAGGUUUCUGAAAUGGAAUCCUUCUUCCCCACCCCAUGCGAGGGACAUCAGGUUAGGCUGUGUGAAUUCCAUGCUCCAGUCCUUGCCUGACCUGCAUAAGGCAGAGCAAUGUAAAUCAAGUUACUGGACCUGUAAACCAUUAGGUUUGGAGGCACCAUGAAUUCUGAAUAGGCAAACAGUACUUGCAUGGGGGUUGCCUCCAUCUCUUUUUUUUCAUGGAAAUUAAUUGGUUAUUUUUAGAAAAUUCUGAUAAAAAUAUUCAUUCCAAGUGAACAUUUUGGCAGGUUUUGACAUUUUGGUAGUUUGGCUGCUAUUAAGUCUUGGAAGAUUGACAAUGCACUCUGUCUUUGGUAAGAGAAACUACUAGGAAGAUACUGCUUCUUUAUAACCCAGUGAAUGUGUCCAGCAAACAGAGAAUUACUGUGCUGCUUCACCAUUUAGAGCAGAUGACCAGCCUGUGGAGGCAUGAGGCAAAAUGACUGCUCUAAGGAAUAAGAUGCUUCUCCAUUGUCUGGAUUCCAACUUCAGAGAAACAGCAAAUGGCAGCAUAAAGUCCAGCUUUCUGGGAGAAUGGGAUUUAACAAAUAGUAUUAUCCCAGGAAAAGUUACUGUUUGUGGUUUAAGGUGACCUUUUGCUUACAUGAUUCUGGUAAAAAAGAAAAUUGGACUUUCUGAAUGCCUGAUUGCCAGGACUAAUUGUUUAGUUUAAUUUGGGGGGCUGUAUCAAGAUUCAUUCUCCCAUUAACUGAGUGCAGUCAAGAGGUUGAACAGAUCUGGCAGUGGCAUUGAAAGAAAUGACACCAAAGAAGACACAGUUGCAUUUCAACACAAACUUUCCCAACUCAGAAAUGGAAAGCUGAAAAAAGGUCAUGUGGAUUCUUAUGAAAAAAAAAAAAAAAAGGCAGGGGGCAGGGUGGGGGAGAAAAGCAACUGAAAUAAUUUCUUCUAGAAGAGCAGACAUAAAAUUCUAUAUGCUAGUUAUAAUAGAUGUGUAAGGAAGUGUUACAUUUAAAUCCUCUGAUAAAAAUGGAAACACUUCAUGCCAGUUCCCUUGCCCAUUUAUGGCUUGCAACAGAAUUUGCCAUUUCUACAAAAAUGACAAAAAUGAAAAAUGCAAGUGCAUCCAAGGUUUGUACUCAGAAGGACAAAAUCUUUUUCUGCUAGGACAUUUCUUAGACUCGUUUUGAAAAAAACCCAUUAAGAUUGGUUGGAGGUAAAGUUAACUACCAGUUAACUUAGUUUGCCUUGUACAGUAAUUUCACAACCGUAAGGCGCACCGGACUAUAAGGCGCACCUCCGAGAGUCAGCAAAUUUCGC
Messenger RNA from Catharus ustulatus (Swainson's thrush), 6044 nucleotides. It is a transcript of the gene ANKS6, whose product is annotated as ankyrin repeat and sterile alpha motif domain containing 6. Gene Ontology annotation, molecular function: protein binding. Gene Ontology annotation, biological process: innate immune response. The coding region runs from base 26 to 2785 and encodes 919 amino acids. Gene Ontology annotation, cellular component: cytoplasm. The transcript has 17 exons. The record is from RefSeq and is a predicted model, not a curated record. NCBI's taxonomy places the organism in Eukaryota, Metazoa, Chordata, Aves, Passeriformes, Turdidae.